Pimephales promelas (fathead minnow) is the source of this 5023-nucleotide messenger RNA. RefSeq names its product phagosome assembly factor 1 (gene phaf1). The record is from RefSeq and is a predicted model, not a curated record. NCBI's taxonomy places the organism in Eukaryota, Metazoa, Chordata, Actinopteri, Cypriniformes, Leuciscidae. Gene Ontology annotation, cellular component: dendrite; trans-Golgi network; synaptic vesicle membrane. Gene Ontology annotation, biological process: Golgi to plasma membrane protein transport.
UUGAAUAAUCAGCUGAUCAUGGUGUUUUGGAUGGAAGUUGUUUUUGGCACGGAGGAGCUCUUUCUUUAUCAUCUUAAGGCAAUCUUAAACGUCAAAGACACCGGAAAAUAAAGCUGCAUGUAACAGUGCGGCGCCUCCAACAACCGAAACGGCCGAACGCGGAGAAAUCCGUGUUAUUAUGAACAGAUGGUGGUCAUAAGUGAUGAUCUGUUUGCUUGCUGUUGAAUCAUCGGAAAGAAAGAAAACAACGUCAGGCGAAGCUCGAACGAGUCACUGAUAGUCCGAUGUAUGUGUCUCGAGUCAUAUAGACCGGUCAUAAAAAGCUUAAAUGCAUGUAAUGUAACUGUUUGGACACGAAACGGCUUUCGUUCGCUGUAAUCAAUAGCAGCGUACGAGUUUAAUGUGAUUCAGGAGUAAGUCAAAGGUCAGAUCACAGUGUGUUUUUUUUUUUUACAACUGACGGCAGUUUUAUAAAUAACGUUACUUUAAUUCCGUUUAUGUGAAAUAUAAGAUAAUUAACGCCUUGAAUUAAUUCAUGCUUAAGAAAGUUGAUAAAAAAGUAGCAACCUGUAACCAAUUGUUCCUAAGUUACGUGACAUCAGCUCGUUGUGACUGACAUACAGUUUACUUGUCUAAUUUAUUUAAGCUUAAGUCAUUUUGACCUUUUUAUAUGUGUGUAUCUGUUAUUCGUUUUACAGUGUUAUUUAUAAGUAUGGUGACAGUGGAACGCGUUGAUAGCUCGAUUGCAUCACUUGUGUUUUGACAUAUCUGACGUCAGGGUGUCGUGUGUCACUCAAACUGUGUUUAAAGUGUGUGGGAGCUUUUUAAACUUACUACUUCGUUAAAUUUGGACUUGUUGAUUUAACGGUGGAUUAUUCAAGAUUUGUUGAGAAGGAAGAUUCAGAUCUGGCACAGUCAGAGAUCCUCGUUGAUAUCCCCAAUUUCUCCCCGCCAAUGCUGGAUCUGGAGGUCGUUCCUGAGCGAUCUUUGGGAAAUGAACAAUGGGAAUUCGCAUUAGGGAUGCCAUUGGCCCAGGCCAUUUCCAUAUUACAGAAACACUGCAGAAUCAUAAAAAAUGUCCAGGUGCUCUACAGCGAACAAAUGCCACUCAGCCAUGACCUCAUUCUCAACUUGACUCAGGAUGGAAUUAAACUGCUGUUUGACGCCUGCAAUCAGAGACUGAAAGUCAUUGAAGUGUACGAUUUGAGCAAAGUGAAACUGAAAUACUGUGGAGUACAUUUUAACUCUCAGGCAAUAGCACCUACUAUUGAGCAGAUUGAUCAGUCCUUUGGCGCUACUCAUCCAGGAGUCUACAAUGCUGCCGAGCAGCUCUUCCACCUGAACUUCCGAGGGCUUUCCUUCUCCUUUCAGCUGGACUCCUGGAGUGAAGCUCCUAAAUAUGAGCCUAACUUUGCCCAUGGCUUGGCCUCCCUGCAGAUUCCCCAUGGGGCCACUGUCAAACGGAUGUACAUUUACUCUGGAAACAACCUUCAAGAAACCAAGGCUCCGGUGAUGCCUCUGGCCUGUUUCCUUGGUAAUGUGUAUGCAGAGAGUGUGGAGGUGCUGAGGGAUGGGGCGGGACCCAUGGGUCUCAAACUUCGUCUCCUCACCGCAGGAUGUGGCCCGGGAGUGUUGGCUGAUACGAAAGUGCGGGCUGUUGAGAGAAACAUCUACUUUGGAGAUUCUUGUCAGGAUGUUUUGAGUGCUCUUGGCUCCCCACAUAAGGUCUUCUACAAGUCAGAGGACAAGAUGAAGAUCCAUUCACCCUCCCCUCACAAGCAAGUCCCGUCCAAAUGUAAUGACUACUUCUUUAAUUAUUAUAUUCUGGGAGUGGAUAUACUAUUUGACUCUUCAACCCACCUGGUCAAAAAAUUUGUCCUUCAUACCAACUUCCCUGGCCAUUACAAUUUUAACAUAUAUCAUCGGUGUGAUUUCAAGAUUCCUCUUGUCAUUAAAAAAGAUGGGGCAGACGCUCAGAGUGAGGACUGCAUUCUGACCACUUACAGCAAAUGGGAUCAGAUUCAGGAGCUGUUAGGACACCCCAUGGAAAAACCAGUUGUGCUACACAGGUCAUCCUCUGCAAACAACACCAACCCUUUUGGCUCCACAUUUUGUUUUGGACUGCAGAGAAUGAUAUUUGAGGUCAUGCAGAAUAACCACAUAGCUUCUGUGACUCUCUACGGAGCGCCUCGUCCAAGUAGCCUGGCCCGUGCCGAGCCCAGUGCCCACUGAGGAAUCCGCCAUGCCCACGGUGCCCGUCCAGCCCUGCAGAGCCUCUGAACUGACCAGUAGAGUGUGCCUUCACUCACUGCUGCCAUCACACAAGCUAAAGCAAGACAUGCUGGGAGUUUCUCUGGAGUUAAACUCUUCCCCCCCUCAAUUCGGUCUCCUCAAUAAUAGCAUGGAGCCUGCUAAUAAUCUCAGAUAACCAUGCAAACCUGGCUCUGCCCCCAAAGCUUUAACCCAGACAUGCAUCAACGUCAGCAUCGUUAUAGUACUUGUGGAUGCACAGUGAUUCAUUUCCACACAAGCAUUUCUUUUUUGUUUUUGCCCAACCUCAUAAAAAUUUCCACACCAGACGCACCAAAGGGCGAACAUUGAACCGAUUUCUCCUCUGCACGCUAAACACUUUAACGAAAAACACACGCGCGUUCAGGUUCAUUUGCUUUCCUACGCGCAGAGGAUGAGAACAAAGUCGAAUGAGGACAAACUUUUGCCGCGUAAAUUCAACGAGAGUGUUUUGUAUGCAUUUACGUAAGGUUACAAGCACAAGCUUGCACAGUGUGGAUCCAGUGCUGUGAAAAUGUUCUUGUGGCACACAUAACGAUUCAGAAACCCAUUUCAUACCAAGUCAGCAGCACAGAUUACCUCCCAUUUCAAUACCCUACACCCGCUUAUGUUGAUUCCGUUAUUGUCUUGUUGUUCAUGAGCUCAUUAGUUUUGAACAUUUGCACUAAAAUACACCUAAUUUACUUGAUAAUUGUCUCCUGUCCACUGAGGAACGUUUUAAUUGCGAGUCUCCGAGUGAAAGAACGGCGGGGGAGGGAACGACGAUGUGCAAUCUAGCUGCAACCCAGACCGGAGAGAAAAGCCAUCCACCCAUCGCUGUUUCUUUUUCCCACUGUUAAUUCCGCUUGCGUAUUUUUAUUUUGUUUCCCGAGUUGAAAGAUGUGAAUUUUCCCUUGUUCAGUAUCUUACAAGUCUUAACCGCAGAACUGUUCUGUCACCUGAUUGCCAAAUCAUUAGCCAAAGAAGAAACAGUUAGGUCUUUGACAUUUUUAAUACCCAUAGUGUAAGAACAUUCCCUUUUGAUUUGAUCUAUUAAGUCUCUGAAUUGUUUUUAGCAUAGCAACUCCCAUCGAUUUAUUAAUGCUGCUUUCUCUCUUCAGAUUUGUUGAUGUUGUUUCCAUAGCAAGUAGAUGUGAUGCUUUCUCAAGCACGGUGUGUCCAUGUCUGUACAGAUCUGUAAAUAGCGUGCAGAAUUUUCAUUGUUUUGUUGCCCCAAUGGUACCGUUUCAGAUCAGCUGAUGUUUGGAAGUCCCCAGACUGCUAACAUUUUGAGAGGGACAAUAUAGCGGCUUCCCUCGAGUGUUGUCCUAGAUGCCACUUUCGGAGAAGACUAGAGCAUUUUAACUUCAGUAGAUGGUCUGAUCACCUCUAACUACUGUUCAUUGCUUUGCUUCCACCAAUGGCUGACAAGCCCCACACCUCUGGUGUCAUUCCAACCUCCCUUCAGGCUCCUGCAGUGUGUGGUUCAGGCUAAUUCGGGCAUUCAGCUUUGUUACAUUAACUCCGCUGGAAGACCGUUAGUGGUGUUUUUAAUAUAUUUUACCCUUAACUUUUGGUCUUUUACAAGGAAGAUGCUUUUAACAUUGUGCCUCAUCUCCCACCGAGCCUGUCUUGACUUUUUUUUCUCUGUAAAUGAAAUUGUUUUGAACUGCUUUGUGUAUGUCUGAGCAUGUAAAGCUAAGUGAAUAGUCAUAGUCAUCCGAAAACGUACCUGAAUAUUAGAGGAAGAAAAAAAAAAAACGUCUCGUUGGGUAUUGAACUCUUUUCAUGAAGCGCUAGUUUACUGUGUUCAGUGUAUUUAAAUUGAUUAUUGCAGUCUGCGUACAAAAACAGAAAAUGGAGGUUGCCCUUCAUGAUCUGAAGUUCACAAAGUGGUUGUGGUGUUUCUGUCUCAAUACGAUUUGUACUUUUUGAAACGGAUGUGGAGUUCUAUUUUAAUAUGGUUAGAUCUUAAAAGCAAACUGUUUAGAUGCACAAUUAGAAUCUCCGUCGUCCAUAAGGAACAACACAACCGCUGUUUUAUUGUCAUUUAGGGAUUGUGGGAAUGCGGUCUGAUGGGCUGAUUGCCUGCCCGAACUCAGGUGGAUGUUUUUUUUUUUUAAUGCCAGGAGCAAGUGAAUGCUUUUCAUCUAAUGGGUUUUGGCUGUAACGUUUCUUCUUCAGACUUUAUCCUAUUUUUGCAUCGGAAUGAAUGAAUGAAUGAUCAUCCUGAGGAUUGUAAUUAGAAAUGGAUAAACUCCAUAGUGUAAUGCGCAUAUUAAUGCUAUGUAUUGUAUUCCUCUAUAUUGUAUGUUCUUCCCCAUCCUCCAAAAAGUGAUUAUUUUUUGUGGAUUUAGUACAUUUAACCCAUUUCUGGAAGUGGGAUUUAUCCUCGAUUAAAAAAAGUGUGUAUCUAAAUUGAUUGCUAUGUGGUGUUUUGUAUCACAGAUAUUUUUACUUCUGUAGGAUUAAGGAACAUGUACACGGAAUAUCAACAUUUAUCAGGCAAUUUUUGUUGUUUGUUUCUUUUUGUUAUGUUUUCAAAGCAAUAAUCAUUGCGUUGAUGGAGUAUAAAUUGGAAUGGUCUGGUUUGUCAAAAGCUCCGAGUGGGGCAACAAUGCUGUGACCAUUGGAUCUACUGAAAGCGUUAUGAUUUUUUUAAACUGCUAAUUUUGCAUUUUGUUCAUUAAAACUGUUACAGUGUGUUCUACAAAAAUAUUUAAAGAAUGGAUGUAAUAAAUAUGGGGGGAAAGAA